Molecule: messenger RNA, 3219 nt
Organism: Anas platyrhynchos (mallard)
Lineage: Eukaryota; Metazoa; Chordata; Aves; Anseriformes; Anatidae
Gene: CSDC2
Product: cold shock domain containing C2
Biological process (GO): regulation of mRNA stability
Cellular component (GO): cytoplasm
Molecular function (GO): mRNA 3'-UTR binding
Source: RefSeq, a predicted model, not a curated record
CGUUAGCGGCCGUUGGGCGCCGUUAGCGGGCGUCGCGGCGGUGGCCCCUCAGCGGGUACCACACGGAGCCCUCCGCCUCUGGGCAGCCGCACGCCCUGCAGCUGUGGAAAAUGAGGGGCAGUGCCCGCCUCUGAGACAUGAAAGGAGGCUGCUCAAAGUAUUUUUUAUUUAUUUAUGUAUUUACUUAAUAGGCUGGCAAGGCGAAGCGAGCGAGGCUGCGCCUGACAAGGGAGAAGUGCCCUGUCAGCACGCAGGCUUUGAUGGCGCCACGACGCGUGUCAGCCCCCGCGCCCCCCAGCAGUGCGGAGCGGGGCAGUAAUGAGCGUUGGGGAGAAGAUCCUUGUGAAAUGUUAUGAGCGGGAAGGGGAAAAUGAGGGUGUGAUGUUGCAUCUAGGCCUUAUUAACGAGACGCCUGUCUCAGCUGAGGAGUUUCUGGUCUCUCUGCAGUUAUUGCUGCCUCACAAGGACGUUAAAGGUUUUAUUGUUAAAUGGCCGGUCUGCGUAUGGGGUGUCAGGACACCUCAACCCAGAUCUGCGGCGCCUCGCUCUGCUCGGCCUCCUUCAGGAGCUGCACAAAGGCUCCUUUCUCCUGUGCUGUGGUGGCAGCUGAGCACGGCACAGUUUCUCUGGCACACGUGCCGCAUCCCUUGCUGUUCCGUGCUGGCCCCACACAGGGCAGUCGGUGCUAGGUUUGACCUUUGGCCGAAGUGCAGUUUUUGCAAGUGUCUGCAGCUACGUCUUCAGAACAGAGAUCAGGUCCUGAGCAUGCCCCUCAACUGACAGCAGGGUAUUAUUUUUGAUACUGCUCUGGGGAAACAAAUGUGUGGAGAGAAAGCUGGCGGCGGCGCAGUCAGAGCUGCAUUGCCUUAGGACACCAGGCUACAACACCACCAGAGCUGAGCCUAUCUGGCGGUUUCUCGGCCUCCACCAGCAAAGUCAAACACCGCAGGAAAUGCCUUCAGCUCCGCAGGCGUCUCCAGCACCCCCACUCCGUGAUCAAAGCUUCCCCUCGUCUCCUUUUAUCACUGUGACAUGCUCGAGACUUCCUGCCUCCGCCGCUGCAGCGCAUGCCCAGAGCCACCUGCCAGCCCAGCGCACCUCCAGCUCCCCGCAGGAGCCCCUGGGGACUCCACGGGGGGGUCAGGCUGACGCACGCAGCUGGGCACACAGCUAGCCCCGGUGUACAAAUAGGGCGGGGAAGACGAGGCAUUUAUGAUACUCGCUGUGCAAAUACAAAAGAAACACCAGGGGAAGAAGAGGGCAAGCCCAUGUGCACAUCCCCAGCACUCCUCCAGCCUCCAGCUGCUUCCAGCUCCACGCCCUCCGGGGCUGGUUGUGUCUGGGAGGUAGAGCUGCCCCAGGAGAGGAGCUCAGGAGGAACCCAGACCAGAGGCUGAAGCAGGCCGCAGGCAGCAGCCCCUUCCCCGCCGCCGCCCGCCCGCAGGACGGAGGAGCCCCCCGCUCCCACCAUGUCGUCGGAGCCCGGCGCCCCGCCGGCAGUGCCGCCCCUGCACUCGCCCAAGUCCCCGGUGUGGCCCACCUUCCCCUUCCAGCGCGAGGGCAGCCGCGUCUGGGAGCGGGGCAACCUCCUGCUGCGGGACCUGCCCAGCCCGCUGCCCACCAAGAGGACCAGGACCUACUCCGCCACAGCGCGAGCCUCCGCUGGGCCCGUCUUCAAGGGCGUCUGCAAGCAGUUCUCGCGCUCCCAGGGCCACGGGUUCAUCACGCCGGAGAACGGCACAGAGGACAUCUUCGUCCACGUGUCUGACAUCGAGGGGGAGUACGUCCCGGUGGAGGGGGACGAGGUGACGUACAAGGUGUGCCCCAUCCCUCCCAAGAACCAGAAGUUCCAGGCGGUGGAGGUGGUGCUCACCAACCUGGCGCCCCACACGAAGCACGAGACGUGGUCCGGCCAGAUCAUCGGCUCCUAGGCGCCCGGGGGGGCCCCACGGCCGCUUGCAGGGGGCGCGGGGGGAGCCGAGCCGGCGGCGGGGCCGGGGCCGCCCCCCAGCACGCAGGCGUCUGCGUUCGGUGUCUUUUCUAAGGUUAGGGUUUCCUUUCUCUUUGUGUGUUUGUAGCUGUCUUUCGAAGGGGACGGGGAAAGCGGAGCCCUCCCUGCAGCCCCCCCAGCUCCGGGGGCAGCCCCGAGCCCCACAUCCCCGUCCUUACAGCGUGUCACUGUGCUGGGAAGGGGCGGCCGAGCCCCUUCUUGACCCCGUUCCCCUCACUGGGCUUCAGCUAUGCGGCUCCUUCGGGAGAAGGGCCACCCGAUCCCACCCCAGUUUUCCGGUGUGUGUUUCUGUCACUGCCAGCUCGGGCCGUGGAGAAGGGGGUGUCGGGAGAAGCGGGCUCUGCCCCAACACAGGGCUGGGGGUGAGCACUGGUUUGGUUUCCUUUCCCCUCCCUGGUGCCCCAGCUUUGGGGGCCGGGUGUGCAGGGCCAGCGGGAUGCAGCCAAGGAGAGCAUCACCAGGCAGCACCGUGCUGCCCCGAAACGGCGACACGGUGGGUCCCGGCUGAACCCCCCCUCCCCAGUUAAACCUUUGUUCAGUCAAGCCACUUCAAUACUAUAGUUUAAAAGAAAAAAGGGUGGCUUAACGGAAGAAAAAAGGAGUUUUAAGGGACAAACGCCCGCUGGCAGGGCCCCGUGGUGCUCAGCGCUGUCUUUCCUGUGUGCCACGGAGGGGCCGGCGACGCACUGCCCUCGGGCCGGAGCUGGCUCUGGGGAGACGGCUUCCUCCUCCUCCCCCUCCCCGUGUCACCCCAACCCUGCGGGGACCCCCAUCGUCCCGUGUGUGCCUGUGUGUGUGUGUGUGUGUGUGGGCGUCCGUAGCUUGCCGUGGGGCUGAAGGGUUUUUAGGUGGCCACGGGGCGAACACGGGCGCGCCUUCAUCUGGGCACGCCCUGCGCCAGCGCCUCGGUGUAGACAGGGUCUGGUACAUAAAGCACAAACCCCUUGUGGUCCCUGGCCAGGUGGGCUGCUGCUGCCCGGGGGGAACAAGCACCGGGGGCUGCAGGACCCGGCUGCGCUGGCCACGACAAACUCUUUGAUUAUUUUUAUUAUUAUUCUUUUUUUUUUUUUUUUUUUUUCCCCUCCAAAAUAAACGACAACCCUAGACUCGUUGGUGUUUUUACAACUCUGGUGUGGUUCCCGCCUGUCUGACCUUGUGUCAACCUUUGUAACAUUGGCAAUAAACCAUUAAAAGUGACUUUCCCUUGA